AAGACUUUCUGUUACACUCGUUGUUUCAGACCGGCGUAUUUUCAUAGUGACACAGCCACCAUGGACGCGGUUUCCCAGCGUGUUUUGGAGUAUAUGACCGAAGUUGAAGAGGCAGCCGAGGAUGUUCUCACUACUAAACAACAGAUAGUGGACCUGGACACAAAGAGAAACCGGAACAGAGAGGCACUGAACGCACUGAGACAUGAAAUGUCAGAUUCAGAGAAAGUGAAGGUUUGCUUUGGAAACAUGUUCAUCAAAUUCCCCAAAUUGAAGACAAAAGAAAUGAUUCAGAAAGACCAGGAGCAGCUGGACAAGGAGAUAAACGACCUUCGCAAAGCACUGAAAGCAAAAGUCAAUUGUCUACAUGAGUUGCAGGGAAAACCUGAGCUGAGAGGCUACAAUCUUUCUCCUCUGUCCACGGAUGAAAUCAAAGCGAUUAACAGCCUAAUAAAGAGAUGACAUCAGGGCUGCUAACUGCAGAAUACUUUUGAGGACAGAAGAACAAAGAGAACAUUUUAACAAGAUGCUGGAGAGCCUCAACUCCAACUCUUAAUUGUGCACGUUGCUGUAACAUGCUAAAAUCUGGAGUAUCUUGUGGAACCAUAUACGUCUCCUGGAUCAUUAAUAACAGGGAUGUAUUUGGCAUUUUCAUGAUUUAUGUUCAGGACAUUUUUGACAUUUUUGUCAGACAUUGUAUUCUGGUUGUUAAACCUUCAAAAAGCAAAGACAAUGUGUACUUGGAUGUUCCCUCUUUCCUCUCACUUGCUUGUCUGUUCCAACAUUUUUCAGUUAUGUUGAGUUUCUGUGCUUUUAAGGGAGCCUCUAACCAGAAGCAGUGGGAGCGAGAACCUAAAACCUAAUGGGUUUUUUUCUCCCAUGUCCCUUAAGGGCUCCAUACAUUUCAGACCAGACUGCAAAGAAAAUGAUAACUGCAGUGACUUUUGGCUGGGCAUUUUGAGGAGAAGAUUAUUUUUUUUUUAAAGGACAAAAAAUCUAUUGCGCCUUCAGCAGAACUGUCAAGACCAAAGUAAUCAUAAAAUGUGCAAAUUUUUUAAGAUAUGGCCAGAUAUAAACUAACAUUUGCAAAAGAAUUUGAAGAAUUGACAAUUUUGAUAUUAUUUCAAGACAUAUCUAUUGAGUAUGCUAACCAGCUAUUCCUGGGACAUCCUAUAUUGUAAUACUACUUGUACCUCAGAGAGGAGCAAGAAGUAGACGCAAAGCCCGCCCUGACCAACAUGGUGCCCCAGGCAAGACUAUAGUAAUUGUACAAAAAUAGUACAAAAACAGCAAGUUAAUAACACAAAGCAUUCAUGCACAAAACAUGUUUUAAUGAUCACAUGAUGCAUGCUGUUUGCUAAACAUACCAGAAAAAUGAUUUGAUAAUUAAAUAUACACAGGCUUAUAAGAUGGGAUGGAAAAGGAAUCAUAUUCAUUUACUAUUACAAUCGUGGCUAAUUUGGCUAAAAAGAUAUCAGCAAAAAAAAAGUAGGACUGGUUUCUUUAGGCAGUGGAUGGUUUGUGUUGGUUAUUCUCCAAACAUAUGAAGUCUCUAACCUUUCCUUGUAAAUUUAAGGUGGGAGUAACUGAUGUUAAUUUUAGCUAUUUAAUGUUAUUAAAUUAACAAACGUUACCAUCGUCCAAAGUGAGCUGAUAAAAUGCUACGGGCUGUAUGGCCCUAUGAAGAAAAGUGAGAAAAACUGCUUUAAAGUUUUUUAAUGUUUUUUUUUUUUUUACUGGCCAGCCUAAUUGGUUGGUAGAUAAGUAAUAUGACAAUUAUUUCUACAUGUAUUGAUGUCAUUUU
Centropristis striata (black sea bass) is the source of this 1801-nucleotide messenger RNA. It is a transcript of the gene pdrg1, whose product is annotated as p53 and DNA-damage regulated 1. The transcript is spliced from 5 exons. Gene Ontology annotation, biological process: protein folding. NCBI's taxonomy places the organism in Eukaryota, Metazoa, Chordata, Actinopteri, Perciformes, Serranidae. Bases 61 to 459 code for a protein of 132 amino acids. Gene Ontology annotation, cellular component: prefoldin complex. The record is from RefSeq and is a predicted model, not a curated record.